Daucus carota subsp. sativus is the source of this 1661-nucleotide messenger RNA. RefSeq names its product rRNA (cytosine-C(5))-methyltransferase NOP2C. Lineage: Eukaryota; Viridiplantae; Streptophyta; Magnoliopsida; Apiales; Apiaceae. Gene Ontology annotation, biological process: RNA methylation. Gene Ontology annotation, molecular function: RNA methyltransferase activity. The record is from RefSeq and is a predicted model, not a curated record. The transcript has 9 exons. Bases 205 to 1383 code for a protein of 392 amino acids.
UCAUCUCUUUCAAAUUGGGUUUUCUAGUACAAUUAGGGCAAAAAGAGUGGGUGUACUUAAUCAAUUCUCUGAAUUAAACGAACCCCAAUUCGAAAGAUUUAAAGUUUCACACUUCUGUGGUGCCAUAUGAUGAUAUACAGAUAUAAAUAUUGUAAGCAGAUAAAAUAGGGUUUUGUAUAUUUGGGGUUUUAGAAUUAAGGGUAAAUGGAAGUAAAAGAAAGCUCGAACGUGGAAUUGCCGCAAGCAUUCAUCGAUUUUCUCAAGAAGAAUGGAUUGGAUCCCUCAAUUUAUACUGCGGCUGACUCCACUCCACGUUAUAUAAGGUUAAAACCUGGCUGUGAGGCUUAUAUUGAAGAUAUUGAAGCUGAGAUUAACUGCAAGCUUCAGAAAGUGGAGUGGUUACCGAGUUUCUACUCUCUUCCUCCUCAUGUUCAGAUUGCUAACUCAAAGGCGUACCAAGAAGGAAAGCUCUAUGGAAUUGAUGCAGCAUCUGGAGCUGCAGUUACAGCUUUGGACAUCACUCCUGGUGAUCACAUCCUUGACCUCUGUGCUGCUCCUGGUGCUAAACUAUGCAUGAUAUCAGAACUCCUGGGCAGUUCAGGCACUGUGACUGGUGUUGAUGUUGCAAGGCAUAGGCUGGCAGCUUGUCGAACUAUGUUGCAGAAAUAUGCACUUGGAGAUCGAUGUCGUCUAUUUGUUGCUGAUGGAACAACAUUUUCACUCUUACCUGUCCAGGCCCUGUCAAAUUCCAAAAUUUACAGUGAAUCAGCCUCAGAAGAAAAUUUAGAUACGUACAAAGAGUGGACAUCUAGGAGGCCUUGGAAAGAAAGGAAAAAGGCAAAUAAAGCACAGAAAAAUGGUAACUCGCAGCUAGUCUUACAGAGUCAAGAUCCCGAGCUUAUUUUUUAUGGGUUGCAUUCUGGAGUGGUUGGACUCAGUAAAAGCAAGUUAUAUGGCAGUGGGCUUUCACAUCAUGGAUAUGACAAAGUCCUAGUUGAUGCAGAAUGCACCCAUGAUGGAUCAAUAAAGCACAUUCAAAAAUUUGAAAACUGGGGCUGGACCACCCUUCAGCGACGUGUACUAAAUGCGGAGAGGAUUGACAAUUUAAAUGUUCUUCAGUUGCUGCUGCUAACGAAUGGUUUCAAAUUGUUAAAAGUUGGAGGGUAUCUCGUUUACAGCACCUGCAGUUUAACAGUUGCCCAAAAUGAAGAUGUGGUAGAGCAGUUUCUCUUACAAAAUUCCUCUGCUGAGUUGCUGGAUAUAGAGGCAGCUAAACAUUGGCCAUGUAAAAGUGGCAAAAUACAGAAGACAUUGCGGUUUGAUCCUUUGACAUCCCAAACUAGUGGCCUUUUCGUAGCUAAGUUCACAAAAUUGUGCACUUAAUUUGAGUUUUAGCCCUUCUCACUAUCGAUACCUUGAUAUAUACAACGGAAGAUGUGGAUUAAUGAUAGUGUCUGCCAUGCACCUUUUUGGUUUACGCCAGUCUGGUUUGUUUGGGCAGGCAUAGGAAUAGACCUCUCAGGCGGAAAUUUCAUAAAAUUUCCUAUAGUUUAAAGUAUGGGAAAUGUCAACCACAUAACAUGAUGUAUAUUCUUGUAUUGCAACAGUUAAAAAGAGAGAUACCUUUGAACAAACAUUUGAAAGGAUUGAUCUUUGGCCAA